Messenger RNA from Cylindrotheca closterium, 1158 nucleotides. Lineage: Eukaryota; Bacillariophyta; Bacillariophyceae; Bacillariales; Bacillariaceae. The record is from the annotation of a GenBank genome assembly.
AUGGAUGAAAGCGACGGAAAUAACAACCUUCUUCUCCACAAAGCUGUGAUGGAAGGAGACGUGUUGCGUGUUCGAGAAUUGUUGGAAGCAGGAACUGAUGUAGAUGCCCCAGGCGAUUUUGGCUGGACACCAUUGAAAUUGGCGUGCUACGACGGUCAGCUAGAUAUAGUCAAGUCGCUCGUCCAGAAUGGUGCUGAGAUUGAUGCCGAAGACGAUGUUGGAGUGACACCGUUGCUUGAAGCGUGCCGUGGUUGUCAUUUGGAAGUAGUCAAGUUUCUUUCCGAGCAAGGUGCUGACAUCAAUGCCGAUAACGACUAUGGGUGGUCGCCAUUGCACGAGGCAUCUGAGCAGAAUCAUUUAGAGGUGGUCAAGUGUCUACUCGAUAAUGGUGCCAAUAUUGAUGCCAGAUGCAGCAUAACUGGAAGGACACCGAUUCAUUCGGCAUGUAAGGAGGGUCAUUUGGAGCUAGUCAAGUGGCUAUUCGAUAAUGGUGCUAAUGUUGAUGCUAGAGACGAUGAUGGAUGCACAGCAUUGCAUUGGGCGAGUCUUAGUGGACAAUUGGGUGUAAUCCAGUGGCUUGUCGAGCAGGUAGGUGCUGACAUCCAUGCCAAAAGCGAUUAUGGAAUGACACCAUUGCAUGGGGCAAGUUGCAUGGGCUCUUUGGAGGUAGCCAGGUGGCUAUUUCAUGCAGGCGCCGAUAUAGAUGCCAAAAGCAUUGAUGGGAAGACACCAUUGCAUAGGGCAUGUGUUGGGGGCUAUUUGGAGACAGUGAAAUGGCUCUUCGAAAAUGGUGCUGAUGUCUAUGCCAUCUGUGGCGAUGGAUGGACAGCAUUGCAUUUGGCGAGUCUGUCUGGGAAUUUGGGCGUAGUCAAGUGGCUUCUUGAGCAAGGUUCCGACAUCGAUGCCCGAGACGAUGAUGGAAUCGUGCCAUUGCACGUCGCGUGCGAGGAGGGCCAUCUAGAGGUAGUCAAGCGACUUGUCGAGGAAGGUGCGGAUGUUCGUUCCAAAAAUGAAUUUGGAAUGACACCAUUGAGAGCAGCACGCAAUGCCGGACAUUUGGAGGUAGUCAAUUUGCUUGUCGACAAUGGUGCAGACGUCGGAGCGAAGAAUCUGAAAAAGAUUGUGACUUUUCUGCGGCGUAAAUUUUUGCAUUAUUAG